Trypanosoma conorhini is the source of this 384-nucleotide messenger RNA. RefSeq lists its product as uncharacterized. The transcript has a single exon. NCBI's taxonomy places the organism in Eukaryota, Euglenozoa, Kinetoplastea, Trypanosomatida, Trypanosomatidae. Bases 1 to 384 code for a protein of 127 amino acids. The record is from RefSeq and is a predicted model, not a curated record.
AUGCCAGCGGCAGCGGCAGUUGCGGAUAUUGAGCUGCUGCCACACCACGCCGUGCUUCUCGCCCAUGCCAAGAUGCUCAUCUCCGUCUUCGACUGCGGCACCGACGCGGAGGCAGGGAACGAGGGUGAGGCACAUCUUGUAGGGUCCGCGGCGCUGCCGCCGCUCGACGUCAUUCUUGCCACAGUGGAGCAGGGCAACCGCUGCCGCUGCGACGACGCCACGCAACGAAUGAAAGGCGGAGCGACCGUGGCGCAAAACGUUGAGCUGCCGCCAUGGGAGUUGCCGUUGCACCGCUGCAGCCGGCGUGUGGGCACACUGUGUCUUGCCUGCUCACCGCCCAUGUGCACUAGCUCCGCUGCCGCCGCAGAGGAGGAUUUGUUGUAA